AAAAAGAAAACAGCGAAAAAGAUCAAAGAAGACGGAAUUCAAAUCCUAACAUUAAGCUCAUUAGAAAAUAUUUUUCCAGAAAGCAAAAACCCGAAGGUUUUCACGUCCGCGUUCCCGAACUCAUACUCUCCCUUCCGAAAUCACACCCAAUUGAUUGAUUUGCUUACUUGUAAAACCCUAACACUUAAUUUUGGACUUCCAAACGGCGUCGCCUCUGGUUCUUUUGUUUCCCGUCGGGUUCUAGUUCAAUUUGAUUUGACAUAUUUUCGGCGACUCUCUAUUUUAUUCGGUGCUCGAAGUUCCUGUUUACGAGCUGGCUAUGGACUACGAGCCGUAUGAUAGCAGUGGAACUGAUGAUGAUCUUCCUCCAUCACAUCAAAAUAGGAUUCCAAGAGGUGGUGGUCGAAUUACUGGAAAUGGAAGAUCUGCUAUCAUUGGUUCUGUCCCCUACCCGAGAAUGUAUGGAGAAACAGAUAUGGAGGCCCAAAUUCAUCAACUUGAGCAAGAAGCAUACAGUUCGGUUCUGAGAGCCUUUAAAGCUCAAGCUGAUGCCAUUACAUGGGAGAAAGAAAGUUUGAUAACCGAGUUAAGAAAAGAGUUACGGUUGUCCAAUGAAGAACAUAGAGAACUUCUUGCUAGAGUUAAUAAUGAUGAUGUCAUCAGAAGAAUAAGGGAGUGGAGGCAAUCUGGUGGGCAUCAAUCUGGUAUGCUUGGUGGUGGUCAAUCUGUUCAUGAUCCAAUACCCAGCCCCUCCAUUUCAGCUUCACGGAAGAAACAGAAGAUUGCCCCAUCUUUACCUUCUCAAUCCUUUGCUGGACCAUCUCCUACUUUUCUUCCACCUGCGGUGACUGCUGCAAACCAGCCAUUUUCAUCCGCUGCCAAGAGAGGACCUAUUGCGGGGCCGAAGGGGAAAAAACAUAAAUCUGGCCAGAUGAUGCCUGGUGCGUCUUCAAUGAAAAUGCAGUACCCUACUCCUGGUCCUUCAGGAAGAGCCCAACUCGGUAAUCGGUUUUCUGAACCUGCUGAAGCAGCAUCAUCUGAUCCAUUGGUUGGAAGGAAAGUGAGGACGAGAUGGCCUGAUGACAAUAAUUUUUAUGAAGCAGUCAUAACUGAUUAUAAUCCAGCUGAGGGUAGACAUGCUCUUGUUUAUGACAUGGGUACUGCAAAUGAGACAUGGGAAUGGGUCAACCUUGCUGAGAUUUCUCCUGAGGAUAUUCAGUGGGAGGGCGAAGAACCUGGAAUUUCUCAUCAUGGAAAUUAUGGUGGAUCAGGUCAUGUCAUGACUAGACCUGCUGGACAUGAUAGUGCUCCAGGUGCAGGGAGAGGUAGGGGGUUGACUAAAGCUCAAUCCAGAAAAGAUUUUCCAAUAUCACAGAAUGGCAUAGGAAAGAAAGGAUCUGAUGAUAUUCAGUUACUUCAUACUGAUACACUGAUCAAAGAGGUGGAGAGGAUUUUUGGCGCCGGCCAUCCAGAUCCUCUCGAGGUUGAGAAGGCAAAGAAAGUGCUGAAGGAGCACGAACAAGCACUUCUAGAUGCCAUUUCAAGACUUGGAGAGUUAUCUGAUGGUGAAAGUGCUGCUUUAGAACCAGCGGCACACCGAUCGCCAAAUUUUCUCCCCUCUCAGCUGUGAAGUUGGAGAUGAUUAAUAAAAAUGGUGAUGGUGGAUGUUGUCUCUGGUGGACUAUGGCAAGAACAAAAAUUCAAUGUUCGCCAUUUGAAGUUGAUGGCAAGGAUGAUAUUUCCUGACCUCAAGAUGGAGCUGGAGCUUGGGAGGUGAGAGGUUGAAAAUUACCAUCCAUUCACGCGCUCAGCUUUUGGUGUGAAGCAAACACCAUGCCAUGUCAGCAAGUUGUGUGUGAUAGACACACUGAUGAAGGAGUUCAGGUGCUCGAUUGGAACAAGGCAUAGUAUAAGUGUCUAAAUGAAAAAUAUGGGCAAGUUUAAGGGGCUGCAUAUGUAUUAAGCCUAGAAUGUAUUUCACCAUCAGUGUUCUUGUCAGCGGCAGUGAAGCAUGUAAUCUCCAGUGUUGUAUUUUUACAGACCUACAAAAACAAACUGAAACAUCCCAUGUAUUUGACUAGAUGAGAAACCACUAAUAACGAUGGUAAUAACAGUAAUGUCAAUAAUAAAUAUUAAUAUGAUAAAUCAAAAACAAUUGUACUGCUUUUAUGUCAUAGUAUCUGAUAUUGUUCGAGUUGUUUGUGGAGCACUGUUAUAAACUUCUAAGGCCCUUCAUCAGCUUUCUAUUCGUUCAAAUUCUUUCUUUCCUGUUAUUCA
Messenger RNA from Nicotiana attenuata, 2277 nucleotides. Its product is annotated as protein EMSY-LIKE 3-like. The coding region runs from base 320 to 1630 and encodes 436 amino acids. Gene Ontology annotation, biological process: defense response to fungus. Lineage: Eukaryota; Viridiplantae; Streptophyta; Magnoliopsida; Solanales; Solanaceae. Gene Ontology annotation, cellular component: nucleus. The transcript has 10 exons. The record is from RefSeq and is a predicted model, not a curated record.